CGGAGGGGGAGACGGUCCCAAGAUGGCGGCGCUGCAGGCGGAGCGCGGGUACGGGCUGUCCUGCGGCCGCCUCGGCCGCGGCACCCGCGUCUCCGUCUUCCACGUCAAGCUCACGGAGAGCGCCCUACGCGCCUUCGAGAGCUACCAGGCCUGUAAGGAUGCUGUGACGUCAAAACCAGUCAUCCAGUUUCAAGGAAGCCAAGGGCACAUCGCCAUCCCGAGGCCCGAUCGACCGGCGGAAGUGAGGACCUUCACCUUUUAUCUCUCCAAUAUUGGCAAGGACAGCCCCCAGGGGAGCUUUGACUGCAUCCAGCAGUAUGUGUCCAGCAAUGGCAAUAUCCAUUUGGAUUGCCUGGGAAGCAUACAGGAUAAAAUCACCGUGUGUGCUACUGAUGAUUCCUACCAGAAGGCGAGGCAGAGCAUGGCACAGGCAGAGGAGGAGACUCGCAGCCGGAGCGCCAUAGUCAUUAAACCUGGGGGGAGAUAUGUAGGCAAAAAGGUUCAGGUGCGUAAACCUGCACCAGGAGCUUCCGAUGCUGUUCCCUCCAGGAAGCGCCCAACGCCAGUCAACCUUGCCAGUGCAAUAAAGAGAGGCAAUAGUGCCAUUUCCCAGAGACCCUUCAAAGAUAGGGUUGUGCACUUACUGGCACUAAAGCCUUAUAAGAAACCUGAACUUAUUCUCAGAUUGCAGAAGGAUGGACUUUCUCAGCAGGACAAGGAUUUGCUGGAUAACCUUCUGCAACAGGUGGCAAAUCUGAGUGCCAAGGACAGCACUUUCACACUGAAAGAUUGUGUAUACAAAGAAGUGCAGAAGGACUGGCCUGGCUACUCAGAAGGAGAUCAGCAAUUGUUGAAGAGGAUCCUCGUUAGGAAGCUGUGCCAGCCCCAGAACAGCGGCGCUUUCCAGGGAGAAGCUCCUUCCCUGAGCCCUCCAAAGGACACCCUCAGCUCCAGCUCUCCCCCCCAGAAACGACCCUUACCUGUGGAGUUCAUCGACCCCCUGGCCAACAAAAAGCCCAGGAUCUCCCAUUUGGCUCACAGAACCCAACCCACUCUCAACGGGAAGCUGAAUUCCUCCAACGGGAAGGACAGCCUGGCCCUCCCUGCCCCUGCCCUGCCCCCGGAGCCCGUGAGCUCCAGCUCCUCCCUGCCGGCCCUGGAGCUGCCCAGGCCCCACGAUCCCCUCUCGGAUGUCAGCAACGACCUGACUCACAACGGCAGAGACUGUGAGAGCAGCACGGAGCCUCCCGAGAGACUGAGUCACCCCCUGCCCACAGACUGUGCCCAGAGCAGCAAACACAACUGCGGCUCCUACGUCAAAUCCAAGAAAAAAUCCAAAAAGCACAAAGACAAGGAGAAGGAGAGGAAGGAGAAGAAGAGCGAGGAGAAGUGCAAAGAGGAGAAGCAGAACUGUGAAGUAAUAAAAAAUGCUGAUUUAGUUAGUGUUGCCCAGGAGCAGGUCCCAGGUUUAAAUGGAACAUGCACUAAUUCUAGUGUACCAACAUCAACUUCAGACAUGCCAGAUUAUUUAUUAAAAUACGCAGCCAUUUCCUCCUCGGAGCAGCGUCAGAGCUACAAAAACGACUUCAACGCGGAGUACAACGAGUACCGGGACUUGCACGCCCGGAUAGAGCGGAUAACCCGACGGUUCACCCAGCUGGACGCCAAGCUGAAGCAGCUUCUGCAGGGCUCUGAGGAGUACAAGACCAUCCACGAUCAAAUUUUACAGGAAUAUCGGAAAAUUAAAAAGACAAACCCCAACUACAGCCAAGAGAAGAACCGCUGCGAAUACCUCCACAACAAACUGGCCCACAUCAAAAAACUGAUAGCAGAGUAUGACCAGCAGCAGUUUUAGCUGCCACUCACCCCUGGACUGGGUAGGGCAAACCAAAAUCCAGUCACCCUGGACGUUACGUUCCCUUUUGUACACCCAAAAUCCCUUUCAGAGACGAGCAUUAAUUCCUCGUGGUUGAAGAACUUGGGGAUGACUUUAAGAUGCCAGAUCUGUCAUGUCCACGUCCAGCACGCUCCUCCCGAGUUUUUAAGCCUCUCUGAAUGUUGGAAUGUAACAAAUGGAUAACAAAAAACAAACAAAGAAACAAAAAAAAAAAAAAGAAAAACAGACAAAAAAAAUUCUGCUUAUUUGAAGCCAGCGUUUGACACUUAAGGGAAAACUUGCCUAAAGUGACCGAAGCUCCCAAAGGUUAAGAAUCUGUAGUUUUCAUGGAUUAAAAGUUUGGCAUGAAGUUGUAAUUGCCCAGCUCCACGUGGGUUACAAAUUGUCCUACAAAUGGUGAGGAACUGGAAUUGCUGCUAGGACUGUUUGGAAUGAGAGCUGUGUGCUCCCGGCUCCGCGGAAAUACACCACGUUCCCUGAGCUCUGCUUGUCUGGCCCUGCUUUGUCAUUGGCAUCCUCGGCGUGGGGAGGGGUGGUGGCAGCACAGGGGGUCCCCUGGGGCUCAGCACCUUGGCCAGGGCAGAGGUGGAUCCCAAAAAAAGGAAAAAAACCAAACCCCCAAACCCCCUUUUUUUUCUCCGCUUUGUGCGUUUGGUUGCAAACCUCCUGCCCAGUCUGCCCAGUUCACCUCCAGCCACCAGUGCUGGGAAGAUGGAGACCUGUCUGGCUUUGACUUUUCUAAUUUUCUACCAAGGCAGCCAAUUUUAUUAAUUGCUAAUGAGACUAUGGUCUAUUUUUGUAUCAAAGGAAAAAAAGCAUCUUUUUUCUAAAACUGUGCCUCCCUUUUCCUUUUAGGCCAAGUGCUUGGGACCUUUUCCUUGCAGUAUUACUCAAAGUGACCCAGGAGUCACCCAGAGCAAUGACUUUAUUCCUUGAUCCAUGACAGGAGGGGGUGGGGGGUGCUCUGCUUUCUCCUGGGAUAUUUUUUUUUUUUUUGUGUCUCUGUGUGUGUGCGUCUUUGCAAGGCAGCAGCAAAUCCUUGUGAGAGCAGCAAGGUGCUGGUUUCCCACGCGGAUCCCUUCCACUGGUGUGCUUCAGCUCAGCCAGCUUCUCCCUGCAGUCCUGCUUCCUGAUUUUUUUAUUUAAUUCUUUACUUUGGAUUGAAGGGAACGCUUCAGAGUAUGGCCAGGGUGUGAGAAACACUCCAAAAAGCACAAAGGUGUCCUUUAACUCUGCUGUUCCUUUCUUUCUCUCCCCUCUCCCCUUUCUAAUCCUGCCAGCCUGUGGGAUUUGACUUCUCCCCGCUUCCUCCGUUUAUCUCAGAGUAAAGGAUUCCUUCCCUGUGGAGUCUCCUUCCCUUGGAGGUGGCACUGAAGAGCCUUUCACCCUUUGAAGGAGAGGAAUGGCAGAGUUAAGGAGGGAAACACUUCUUACAACAAGGAGUUAUUUUGAGUUUGGUUUUUUCGUUGUUUUUUUUCCUUGCCCCAAACGAAACGUGGGUCCAUCUGCUGUAUUAAAAAUAGGAGAUAAAAUUACUAAUUAUUAUAUUAUAAUUUCACACAGCCAGGGCUAAUUAUUAUUAUUAUUGUUAUUAUUAUAUUAUAAUUUCAUUGUUGUCACACAGCCAGGGCCACUGCUUUUGCUUUGUCACUUUAUUCUGAGGUCUCUCCCUGUGCAUCCAGCGCUCAGCAGGGCUUUGCCGUCCCCUUCUCCAAGGGAGAGGUGACAGCCAGAGGGACGUGGAAUGCCACCAGAAUUCCACUGGUCCUGGAGAAGGGGAGUGGGAAGAGCUGCUCUGCCCACGGAGCACAGGGGGAGCACCCCAGAGCCCCCCAGGCCGUUCCUGCUGGGAGCCUGGGGGUCAGGAAUGCUAUGCUCCCAUCCCUCCCUCCCCACAUCCGAGCUGGAGGGCAGCACCGCCUGCCUCGGGUGCUCCUGGAAAACGCUGGCAGUUCUGAGGGCGGGAGCUUUGUCUGGGAACCUUGGAGCUCCGGGGAUCCCAGCUGGGAAUUCCGGCCGGGGCAGCCCUGGGGGUCUGGGAGGGGAUGAGGAGCCCCUGGCGCGUCCCAAAUCCUCAGCAAAGCCCCAAAGCCCGCUCUGGGAUUGUCACUGCGCAGCCCAGCGCCGCCGGCCCUGCCCCGCACCGGGAUUUUGGGGUGGAAAAUGGGAAUUUCCCCAGUGCUGGGGUUUGGGGGGGGCUUCGUUCCGACUGCAGAGGAGGCGGAACUCGGGAUGGCAGAAGAGGCAGCAGCUACAAACCCAGGAUGAGUAAAUUCUUCCAUGGAAACACUUCUCCCGAUCCUUCGUGUUUUGAAAGGAGGGGUUUUUUUUUUUGUUGUUGUUGUUGUUGUUGCUUGGGGAGGGGGGGAUAGAGAUGGAUCUCAAUCUUUAUACAUCUGCUAUAAGAUAUUUUUGCAAACAGAGUUGUAUACAAAGAUGUAUUGUGUACAUUUACAUGUAUAUUCUGGAACUUCUAAAAAAUUUGAAUAUUAAAAAAAAAACCCUGAAAAUAUUUAAUUAAUUAUCCAAACUGUGAGACCCAAUUAGCAUCCACCAACUUCCUGCUUCACUUUUCUUUUGGACUGUGUUAAAGAAUUGUAGUCGAAUCUGCCUUUUUUUUUUUUUUUUUUUUUUUCUUUUUAGAGACGAAGCUUAGGCAAAAUUUUGUGCUUUUUGGGUUAAUAGAAACCAGUUCUAGGUGAUUUAAGUAUGAUCUUAACUUAUUGAUACUGUGUUUUACUUUGUAAUAUUGUACUGUGGAUAAAAACUAUAUUGAGCCAUGGAGUUGGAGUUUACAAAAGAGCUUUUCACUUUGCCAAAAUGUUACAAUUUCAAGGCAGCAUAGUCUUCAGCUUUCCUAAUCUUUUUUCUUAAGAGCUAGUGUCCUUUUUUUGUACACUAAAAAAGCUGAAUGCUGAUUUUGCAACAUAUAAUAAAUUCACUGUAUUGGAAAACAA
Messenger RNA from Camarhynchus parvulus, 4854 nucleotides. RefSeq names its product elongation factor for RNA polymerase II (gene ELL). Gene Ontology annotation, cellular component: transcription elongation factor complex. Gene Ontology annotation, biological process: positive regulation of transcription elongation by RNA polymerase II; transcription elongation by RNA polymerase II; snRNA transcription by RNA polymerase II. Gene Ontology annotation, molecular function: cis-regulatory region sequence-specific DNA binding. The transcript is spliced from 12 exons. Lineage: Eukaryota; Metazoa; Chordata; Aves; Passeriformes; Thraupidae. The record is from RefSeq and is a predicted model, not a curated record. The coding region runs from base 23 to 1855 and encodes 610 amino acids.